AUGCCGCGCGACACGUUGGACGACGGCGAGCGUUACACGCCGAUGACGGGGUCGGGGAUCGGGCUGAGUGGCACGAAGAACAUCUACGGCAGCGGCACUCUGAUAUCAAACUGGGUGGAGGACAUCGCGAAGACCGCGCACCGGAGGCGGAGAUCCGUUCUGGACUACGGCGCGCCGUUUCAGGCCGAGACGACGAGCAAGGGUCACUUCAAGCGUCCCGAGCUGAACAAGGAGGAGAUGGCCAACGACGCCCGCAGUCGCGCGACGCUCAAGGCCACCAUGCGCGGGCAGCCCGGCGCCACAAUCUUCCAUCACACCCUGCGGGAAGACGAGCCGCAGACGCACUUCAUGUCGACCUCGAACGUCGCCUACUCGGAGCCCAGGAAGGGCAAGAUCCCCAUCGACCAGGGCCUGUGGGGCCCGAGCAAGAGGCACAACUCCCGCGUUCCAGUGCGACCUGAACAGGUGACCCAGUACUGA
Molecule: messenger RNA, 480 nt
Organism: Pedinophyceae sp. YPF-701
Lineage: Eukaryota; Viridiplantae; Chlorophyta; Pedinophyceae
Source: the annotation of a GenBank genome assembly